Glarea lozoyensis ATCC 20868 is the source of this 2754-nucleotide messenger RNA. Its product is annotated as DNA repair protein MutS, III. Gene Ontology annotation, molecular function: mismatched DNA binding; ATP-dependent DNA damage sensor activity; ATP binding. The record is from RefSeq and is a predicted model, not a curated record. Bases 1 to 2754 code for a protein of 917 amino acids. NCBI's taxonomy places the organism in Eukaryota, Fungi, Ascomycota, Leotiomycetes, Helotiales, Helotiaceae. Gene Ontology annotation, biological process: mismatch repair; mitotic recombination. Gene Ontology annotation, cellular component: MutSalpha complex; nucleus. The transcript is spliced from 3 exons.
AUGUCUUCCAGACCCGAAUUGAAGGUUGACGACGAGUCCAGCUUUAUCAAGUUCUUCAAGAAUUUACCUGCCAAGGACGAUGAUACUAUACGAAUCUUCGAUCGAGGGGACUGGUAUACGGCACAUGGAGAUGAUGCUUCGUUUAUUGCCCGGACGGUCUACAAAACAACCUCAGUGUUGCGACAGCUCGGCAAGAAUGACUCUACAGGCCUCCCGUCAGUCACACUGUCCAUCACGGUGUUCAGGAAUUUUCUGCGCGAGGCACUCUUCAGACUUGGGAAGCGAAUAGAAGUCUGGGCAAGCAAUGGAGGGAGAAUGAACUGGAAGGUUAGCAAACAAGCGUCACCCGGAAAUUUACAGGACAUCGAGGAAGAGUUAGGAGGCCAAUUUGACGCAGCCCCGAUCAUACUAGCGGUAAAGGUUUCCGCGAAAGCUUCAGAGGCAAGAAAUGUUGGAGUCUGUUUUGCGGAUGCGAGUGUUCGCGAACUGGGUGUUUCGGAAUUUCUGGACAACGACUUAUAUUCCAAUUUCGAAUCCUUACUCAUUCAACUAGGAGUCAAGGAAUGUUUGAUACAGGUCGACAAAGGUGACAAAAACGUGGAAAUGGCGAAACUCAGAGCGAUCAUUGAUUCUUGUGGCAUUGCUAUUUCCGAGCGCCCGGGAGGCGAUUUUGGCACGAAAGACAUUGACCAGGAUCUCGCCAGACUGCUCAAGGAUGAAAAGUCUGCAGGCAUAUUGCCUCAGACGGAUCUCAAGCUUGCUAUGGGGUCGGCAGCUGCGCUUAUAAAAUACCUGGGAGUUAUGCAUGAUAACUCGAAUUUUGGUCAAUAUCAGUUAUAUCAACACGACCUUUCUCAGUUUAUGAAACUCGAUGCUUCGGCUCUCAAAGCUCUUAACCUUAUGCCGGGACCUAGGGAUGGUUCGAAGACCAUGUCUCUAUACGGUCUUCUCAAUCACUGUAAAACACCAAUAGGAAGCAGAUUGAUGGCGCAAUGGCUAAAGCAGCCGCUAAUGAGCAAAGAUGAAAUAGAGAAACGACAACAACUUGUGGAGGCAUUUGUCGAAGACACAGAGCUAAGACAAACUAUGCAAGAGGAGCAUCUUCGAUCAAUACCAGAUCUAUAUCGACUAGCCAAAAGAUUUCAGAGGAAGAUGGCCAACCUGGAGGAUGUAAUUCGAGCAUAUCAGGUUGUGUUGAGGUUGCCGAAUAUUAUCGCGACUCUUGAAGGGGUAAUUGAUGAACAAUAUCGAAACCCUCUUGAUGAAGCAUACACGAUUAAGCUUAGGGACUAUUCAGAUAGUCUUGCAAAAUUGCUAGAAAUGGUUGAGACAACGGUCGAUUUGGAAGCUAUGGAAAAUCACGAAUACAAGAUCAAGCCCGAGUUCGACGACGGUUUACGGAUCAUUCAGAGAAAGCUAGAAAAGUCAAGGCACGAGAUGGACGUUGAACAUCGAGCAGCAAGUAAAGACCUUGGUCAGGAAAUCGACAAAAAGCUAUUUCUGGAGAAUCACAAGGUCCAUGGCUGGUGUAUGCGUCUUACUCGAGCAGAGGCUGGCUGCAUACGGAACAAUAAGAAAUAUCAAGAAUGCUCCACGCAGAAGAACGGUGUAUUCUUCACCACACACAAGUUGCAGAGUUGUCGAAGAGAGUUUGACCAAUUAGCUGAGAACUACAAUCGGACGCAAAGUAGCUUGGUCAAUGAAGUAGUCAGUGUUGCUGCCUCAUACUGUCCGGUGAUCGAGUUCCUCGCUGGUGUAAUCGCACAUUUGGACGUUAUUGUCAGCUUUGCCCACUGUUCGGUACACGCUCCUACAUCAUACGUCCGGCCAAAAAUGCACCCUCGAGGUGAGGGCAGCACUAUAUUGAAGGAAGCCAGACAUCCAUGCAUGGAAAUGCAAGACGACAUACAAUUUAUCACUAACGAUGUGACUCUCGAAAGAGGGUCUUCCCAAUUCCUCAUCAUUACCGGGCCAAAUUGUGGAGGAAAGUCGACUUAUAUCCGCCAGAUAGGUGUGAUAGCACUCAUGGCACAGAUCGGAUGUUUCGUUCCUUGCUCGGAAGCUGAAUUAACCAUAUUUGAUUGUAUCCUUGCCAGAGUAGGAGCCAGCGAUUCUCAACUCAAAGGAGUCUCCACGUUCAUGGCGGAAAUGCUGGAAACAGCCAACAUCCUCAAAUCCGCUACCUCGGAAUCCCUCAUCAUCAUCGACGAACUAGGGCGCGGCACCAGCACAUACGACGGUUUCGGGCUCGCCUGGGCAAUCUCCGAGCACAUCAUCAAAGAAAUCGGAUGUUUCAGCAUGUUUGCUACUCAUUUCCACGAGCUCACAGCGCUCGUGGACACCUACCCACAAGUCCAAAAUUUGCACGUCGUUGCGCACAUCGACGAUAACGGCAAAGCCAAACGCGAGGUUACUUUGCUGUACAAGGUCGAGGACGGAAUCUGUGAUCAGAGUUUCGGGAUCCACGUCGCCGAGCUCGUUCGGUUCCCGGAGAAGGUCGUUAAUAUGGCGAAGAGGAAGGCUGACGAGCUGGAGGAUUUUACGAGUAAGCAUGAGGGUGCGACGGUCAAGUAUGAGAAGGAGGAUGUGGAAACGGGAAGUGCGCUGCUUAAGGAUGUGUUGCUCAGAUGGAAAGCGGGCUGUGAGGGGAAGCAGAUGAGCAAAGAUGAGAAGAUUGGGUUGAUGCGGGAACUUGUGAAGGGCGAUGAUAAGUUACUUGCUAAUCCGUUCUUUCAGAGUAUUAAAGCGUUGUAA